AUGGCUGCAGCAGCCAAGCCGGAAGGGAAUGGAAUGGAUGUUCAAGGGCUUGCAGCUCUUUGGGAGGAAAGCGUUUCGGUGCGCACUGCUGUCCGUCAAACUGGGCUGUUGAUGCGAGUGCCUCCCGGUGCUCAGCUAUGCGACAGCACACGUGCGAAUGCAGUUGCAAAUUCUGAUGUUCUGCUUCCUUGCCUUUACCGCAUGUUUGCUUACGAGCUGAAGCUUCCUUACAUGGGCCCGCUGCAAACGGAGAUCGAGCUGUUCUUUCGACAGGUGCAUAUCCAGGUCACUGAAAAGUUGGCUUACAGAACAGCUGGUGAAAUCAAGAAGAUGUUGUCUUUCAUCAAGAGAAAGGCAAACAAGAAAGAAGAGCACAUCGACAUGUACAUGGCUGGAGCUAUGAGGCAAGCCAAUAUUGCCCAGGCUGCAAGGGAAGCCUUGCAGCGAGCUCGUAGCUCGGGAAGUUUGAGCAGUGAGAACGACGUGGACGAGGACGAGCCAGUCGAUGGGGAGACUGACUUGGAGGAGUUCCGUCGUUGGCUUGACGGGCAGCCUCGUGGGUCAAAGGAUGCAGCCUCUGCCUCAAGCGGCUCGAACCAUGCACCGUCCGCUGCAAGCAGAGCAGAGGCCUCGUCACGUGUGGAAGCCCCAGCAGGGCCUGUGCCAUCCGCACCAGAAGCUGCAUCCAGUGCAUCCUCCCAUGUGUUAGCCCCAGCAGCAGCCGCAUCCAGCAUGCCACCGCUAGCCCCAGCAGAAGCCGCAUCCAGCAUGCCACCGCUAGCCCCAGCAGAAGCCGCAUCCACCAUGCCACCGCUAGCCCCAGCAGAAGCCGCAUCCAGCAUGCCACCGCUAGCCCCAGCAGGAGCCGCAUCCAGCAUGCCACCCCCACCCAAAGCAUCAUCCCAUGUGCCAUUGCCAGCACAAGCCUCAUCCCAGGUGCUACCCCCAGCAGAAGCCUCAUCCGUGAACCCGAAAGCCGAAGCCUCAUCUGGAUCAGGAUCGUCAUCCGCCAACCCAAAGCGAUCAUCGCAAGCAGGGCUCCCAUCCGAAGCACAGGCCACACAGCCCGCGCUGAAGCGAUCAAAGGUGAUUGACAGUGCUGACAGCAGUGGGGUACCGAAGGUUGACAAGGCUCUGCAGUCGGCUUGGCAUGUUCCGGGCAACUGUGAGACGUGUUUGAAGGCUCCUGCGGAGUGCAACUCGAUAGCAUGUUAA
Molecule: messenger RNA, 1215 nt
Organism: Symbiodinium sp. CCMP2592
Lineage: Eukaryota; Dinophyceae; Suessiales; Symbiodiniaceae
Source: the annotation of a GenBank genome assembly